AUGGCAGCAGCAAUGAUCACCGUUGACUUUCUAAACUGCUUCAUCUUGAGCUUCAUAUGCUUCUUCUCGCUCCUUUGUUACUAUCUCUUCUUCAAGAAACCAAAACAUGGCUUCAACUUGCCUCCAAGCCCUCCUUCUCUGCCGAUCAUCGGGCAUCUUCACCUUCUCCUUUCUAUUCUACCACACAAGGCUUUUCAGAAGAUAUCAUCUAGGUACGGACCUCUCCUCCACCUCCGUAUAUUUAAUGUCCCAUUAUGCCUUGUCUCCUCGGCCUCGGUGGCCUACGAGAUCUUCAGGACGCACGACUUGAAUGUCUCAUCCCGUGGUGUCCGUACGUUGGAGAAUUCUCUCUUUUUCGGACAUGAAACAUUCGCAGGCGCUCCCUUCGGAGAUUAUUUCAAGUUCGCGAAGAAGCUCCUGGUCAUGAAUCUGUUGGGUACUCAGGCCCUGGAGCGGUCACGAGGCAUAUGUGCAGAUGAGAUAGAGCGUUUUUACGCGAGGCUGAUGGACAAGGCGAGAAAAAAGGAGAGUGUUGAAAUCGGGAAAGAAGCAAUGGUGCUCACUAACAACAUCAUCUCCAAGUUGCUCAUUGGGAGGAGUUGUUCUGAAGAGAACGGUGAGGCAGAGAAGGUGAGGGAGUCGGUGAUCAAGACAAUGAGCGUGCUAAAGAAAGUUUUCUUUUCCAACAUGUUUGGUAAGACGCUUAAGAAGCUUGGCGUCUCACUCUUCGAGAAGGAAAUUCGAAGAGCCUGCAGCCGGUUCGAUGAACUGCUAGAGAGGCAUCUCAAGGAACACGAAGAGAAACCGGAGAAACAUAGUGUUACAGACAUGAUGGACGUUUUAUUGGCAGCUUCUAGAGAUGAAAACGCAGACUAUAAGAUCACUAAAACCCACAUCAAGUUGUUAAUGGUGGAGCUUUUCCUUGGAGGCACUGACAGCCCUGCGAAGUUAAUACAGUGGGCAAUGGCUGAGAUCAUCAACAAACCAAAUACUCUUGAGAGACUGAGGCAAGAAAUGGAUUCAGUGGUAGGGAAAACAAGGUUGAUUCAAGAAACAGAUCUACCAAGACUUCCCUAUUUGCAAGCAGUGGUUAAGGAAACACUAAGAUUGCACCCACCAGCGCCUCUUUUGAUAAGAAUGUUCGAAGAAGAAUGUAAGGUUGGAGGGUUUUCCAUACCGGAGAAGACAACACUUGUUGUAAACGCCUACGCUGUUAUGAGGGAUCCUAAUGUCUGGCAAGAUCCUGAUGAGUUUAAGCCAGAGAGGUUUCUUGCUGAGCAAGAAGAAGAAAGAGAAAAAGUCCUUAAGUUCAUUCCUUUUGGCAGCGGAAGGAGAGGCUGUCCUGGAGUAAAUCUUGGAUAUAUCUUCGUCGAAAUCGGAGUUGGAAUGAUGGUGCAGUGUUUUGACUGGAUAAUCAAAGGAGAUGAAACUGUUAACAUGGAAGAGACUGUUGCAGGAUUGUCUUUGACCAUGGCUCAUCCCUUAAUCUGCACUCUUCUUCCUCGAACCGACCCUUUGAGUUUUAAUCUCAAGCUUCCUAGUUGAUAAUUUACAAAAUCAAUGAGUUCGAUCAGAGACCUAUAGGGCAUUGGCGUGGGUAAUAAGGAAGCUUGCUCUUCCAUCUCUUUUCAUAGAAUGUUUGUUUCUUUGUUUACUGGUUUACACUUUUUGCUCUUCAAUAUUGUUUGAAAAUUUGAAAAACCAAUGUUGUGACUACUAUUAAUAA
Molecule: messenger RNA, 1726 nt
Organism: Eruca vesicaria subsp. sativa (arugula)
Lineage: Eukaryota; Viridiplantae; Streptophyta; Magnoliopsida; Brassicales; Brassicaceae
Source: the annotation of a GenBank genome assembly